Messenger RNA from Orbicella faveolata, 3400 nucleotides. Its product is annotated as soluble calcium-activated nucleotidase 1-like. Gene Ontology annotation, molecular function: UDP phosphatase activity; calcium ion binding; GDP phosphatase activity. Gene Ontology annotation, biological process: proteoglycan biosynthetic process. NCBI's taxonomy places the organism in Eukaryota, Metazoa, Cnidaria, Anthozoa, Scleractinia, Merulinidae. The record is from RefSeq and is a predicted model, not a curated record.
CCCCCUGCAAAAAUCAAGCAGGGUGGCCAUUUUGGUGUCCUUACAGGAAUGUGGCUUUUUCGGCCCAUAACAUUGCACAGGGCAACCAACUCUGGAAAGCCAUAGGUCAAAAUUAGGAUUGCGUUCCACUUCGUCGAACGCAAAAACUAGUGCCAGGCCUGUUUUUUGUCUCUGUCUCUCUCAGUUGUGUGAGGCCUGGUAGCAUAGCAUAAACUCAAGUGCAAAGAAAUUCGUGUAAGUUACUGAGCCGGAGUGUUGGCUCGUUCUGUUCUUAUGGAUUGAUUGCGAUUUUCGGGUUAGAUCUGUAAGCCUAGUAUGCCUUCGUACCGCAGAACCGCUACUCAAAGCGAUAUGCAGACCGUGGUUCGUAAAUGCGCUUUGAUAGGUAUCGUUAUUAGCUUCGUUAUUGGAUUAAUAUACUGGUGGAUGUCAGGCGAGGGCGAAGUGGAUUCCCUCGGCAACAAUCAAAGCAUCGACUUUUAUCACAGGGCUGCAUUCGUUAAGGAGUACAACAAAACAUAUCCUUUGACUCGUCCAGAGAUCACAGCAGAGGGAAAGAGGUUUAGAAUCGGGGUGAUUGCAGAUCUUGAUGAAAACUCGAAAUCAUCUUCAAAGGCGAACACAUGGACAAGUCACUUCAAGCGAGGGUAUUUAACACUUCAUCGCAAUGGCCAGGUGUCUGUGGAAUGGGAUAAAGAUCUAGCUGUGCUAUCUUCUACUUUGUCCCAAAAAGGACGGGGCAUGGAACUAUCGGAGUUGAUAGUUUUUAACGGGAAACUGUACGUUGUUGAUGAUCGAACCGGAGUAGUUUUUCAAAUUCAGGACAAGCACACUACUGCGUGGGUGAUUUUACCCGAUGGAGAUGGCACAGAAGCGAAGGGUUUUAAGGCAGAGUGGAUGGCUGUCAAAGGCAAAACUCUUUACGUCGGUGGCCUUGGAAAGGAGUGGACAACAACAGAAGGAGUGUUCCAAAAUCACAACCCACAGUGGGUUAAGAGCAUUGGCCCCAAUGGAGAUGUGGUCCAUCAUAACUGGGUGUCCAGAUAUGAGGCCUUGCGGGGGGCCUUGGGGAUUCAGUACCCUGGGUAUGUAAUUCAUGAGGCAGCAAACUGGAGUGACAAACACAAGAAGUGGUUUUUCUUACCAAGAAGAGCUAGUCAUGAUUCGUACAAUGAAAAAGAUGAUGAACAUCGGGCAACAAAUGUCAUGAUAACCUGUGAUGAAGACUUCACAAACUUCCAUGUGCGCACCAUAGGAGAACUCAACUUGACUCACGGUUUUUCUUCUUUCAAGUUUAUCCCUGGUACAGAUGAUAAGUUAUUUGUUGCUCUGAAGACAGAAGAAGACAGGGGUACCAUUCGCUCAUACAUUGUUGCUUAUGACAUUAAUGGAAGGAUGAUCAUGCAAGAGACCCAUAUUGGUGAUAAUAAGUUUGAAGGAAUUGAAUUUUUAUAAAAACUGCCAGAAUGUAUAUAUUUUAAGAUAUCCCUUCUUCAGUUACAUGUAUAUUAUGCACAGAUCAAUUCUAAGCUUCAACAUCCCUCUCCCUCCUCCCCCCCUAUUCCCACCCCCUCGGGCAUUUGAACUUUUGGAGAUUUUAUUCCACGGUGUGAAAAAUUUGUGAUACUAGGCACGUUUAGCAACUGAAAGCAAUACCUUCGAUGAAUUACAUUUAAUAUUGUUUGAGAGUGGUUGUACAUUUUACAGCAUUUGUUUAUUCACUAUUCAAUAGCAGUUCAUGCUCUGAGGACAACAACUAUUUUAUGAAAAAGGCAAGAUCAGCGACUGUAACUUUCUACACAUUGACUAGCAAAUGAUUUGACUAUUCAAGCUUUAGAACCUAAAAAUCACACAACACAAAUACGCUUUAGUUUUUAAACAUACCUUCAAAAAUGCUGCAAAGCUUUAGCAGCCCUUGGCUUGUCACCCAUCCGCUAACAAAAGUGACUUCUUUUCCUUUAAACUUCUCCAUACCUGGAACAACCAUGUGUAUUCUGCUGGAAAGACUUGACACUUCCAGUUGAAAUUCCCCACCCCACCCAGGCAAGGUUGAAAUCACCCACCCCUGGGAAGUCUUUGUCAAAUUCCUACUAGGACAGUCAAAUGUCUGUGGGUUGCCUAGGGGGUGGGGGAUGUUGAAGCUUUGAAUUGAUCGGCACAUUGUCAAGUCUACAGGAUCAAACCUUCCUAUCUGAAAAACACAUGGCACACAAUUUUGUGAGUACAACUACAACUGGGAGUAAGAUAAGAUAAAGACAAGAUCCUUUAUUAUAUCCUUUCAGGGAAUGAUUGUACAGUUAAGUCAUUUUUCAUGGUCACUUUUCUAAAGCAGACAACUCUCUGAAUCAGUGUCUUUAAAUAAUUUCUUAACUGGAAAACUAUAAGGCAGAACACAUUACCCCAAGAGUGCCAUGUGGCACAAAAUUACUCUGAAUCGUUUGCCUGACUGACACUGUAAUUAUAUGGUAAACAUAACUGUGACAUUGAUAAGUAUGAGUUUUGAUAAGUGCUGUUAGUAAUAAUAUUUCUGUUAUUCAUCUCUUUUUUUCAAGUGAGUAUACAGGAAUCUUUGCUGGCAUCAUUGUUCUCAUUUUGCUGCUUUUGCACAUACCACAUUGUGUGGAGAAGGCAUCAGGCUAGACAAAAUUGAGUUGAAACAUUUAAAGAGCUGUGAAACUUAGUAACUGGCUAAACACUUAAAUCUUUGAGUGUAAUAGUGAAGGAGAAAUGGACCUUCAAAAACUGUAAAAUUUCUGGGGGCACUGGCAGAAAUGAAUCCAUGCCUUCUUUGUUAACUGUUGAGCUUGCGGCACAUGAAAAUUAAUUUAGUUAAACAGGUACAUCAGGUUCAGAUGUCCUGGGACAGUUAAUCAUGUCAUGACCUUUCAUAGCUGAUUUUUUUAUGAUAUUUUUAGCUCAACCAAAACCUGAAGCCUCUGUGCUUAAGGAAAAAAAUACUACUGGCAAUGUAAAAAAAAAAAGAUUUCCAUAUUGUACAGAACUUAAGAAUGCUUUCAAGGUAAUUUCUUAUUUUUGUUGUUUUCGGAACGAGACAUAGUGUUGGGAGCACAGCCUUUCUAUGAUUGUUCAAUAUUAGGACCCUCCUUUCAUUAAAAGCUGCUCAAAAAGGGCCUUUGUUUCAACCAGGUGAAUGGGUAAGUGCCCUUAUUCCAAUUAGCACCCUAGCUCUAACAAACAUCAUCUGCUGCAAUCAAUGCACUUUACAAUAUGCACCCAUCUUUCAGUUGUGGUGCUGAAGUGUAUCAAGUUGGUCUGAGUUGGUUUAAGUUUGAAAUGAGGACAUUUUCAUUUUUUAUCGAGUCAUCUUACAGCAAAGUAGGUUAGUCCCUUGGAGAUGUUCAGGUACAAAUUAAAGAAAAUAAAAACCAUUAAGCUCCAA